Messenger RNA from Triplophysa rosa, 3443 nucleotides. RefSeq lists its product as uncharacterized. Lineage: Eukaryota; Metazoa; Chordata; Actinopteri; Cypriniformes; Nemacheilidae. The transcript is spliced from 18 exons. Bases 253 to 1998 code for a protein of 581 amino acids. The record is from RefSeq and is a predicted model, not a curated record.
AUAGCCUGGUUGACGUCACCCGCGCUGGGUAUAUAAGAGCUCGGGUGUAACGGCUUGCUUCAGUCAGUCACAGUGACUGUUGCGUCAUAUAGCUUAGAACGAUCUUAUCAGCAGCGUCGGCGAGAUUUCAGUUUGGUUUGUCUUGCUUAAAAGCGACUGCAGAUCGGCUUGUUUUAGUAGAAAGGAUCGUCGGAUUUUACAUCUGUUGCUCGGCGCUUUCGCAAACAACAGAGUUUGGAAGCAUCAGCGAAGAUGAUCAAGAAGGGAUUUAGGCGUUUCAAUCGCGUCACCGAACAGCAAGUUCAUUCUGGUGAAGGUGAACUGGUCCCGCACCCACCAGCUAAUGGGACCUCCAGUAUGGAGCCUGCGGGCAGUGACCAUCUUCCCUCCAUCUUAAAUGAGGUGGACUGUGGGGAGAUCAUUAGCGGUGUCGCUGUCCCACACCCUCCACGUGGCAGAAGAGCUUUCUGCAAAAAAUUUCAGGAAGAGCAGAAGGACAACCAUUCUCCGUACCGGGAUACAAUCAACACCUGGUGCAGAAAGCUGCCACAUCACCUUAGCAUGUGUGAUGAGGUCCCGCACCCAUCAUCUUGCAAGAUGAAGCCUGCGGGCCUGAAAAUUCUUCCCCCCAUCUCGAAGAAGAUGGACCAGAGGAAGAUAAUUAGCGGUGUUGUGCAACCGAGGACAAAGGACUGUGAUACAGUCCGGGUGCCGCUGCCACCACCUAGCAGGAUCUCCAAGAUGGAGCCUGUGGCCCACAAAAUCCUUCCCCGUAUCUCAAAGGGGAAGAAAGCUGGGAACACAGGCUCCCAGCAAUCCACUGCUCUCCCCAUGACAAACCAAAACGGUGUCCCUGUCCCACACCCUCCAUCCGGCAGGAGUUUUCUCUGCAGGAAUUUUGGUAAAGAGCAGAAGGACAACGUUUCACCACACCGGGAUACGUUUUCCACCUGGUGCAAGAGACCGGUGCAACUGCCGGAUAUAUGGGGCACACAUGACUGCGAUGCAGAUUUGGACCCAACUGACGGGACCUCUGAGAUCGCAGAUGCUGAAGCCCCACAGCGAUCUUCUGAAUGGUUUGCUUUUUGCAAACAAUAUAAAGAAGAAAAGAAGGACAAGGCUUCUGUACAUCAGGAAACAUUCUCCUCCUGGUGUAGACAACUCCCGAAAGUGAGGAGAAAGGACGGCGUCACAGAUCCCAGUGACGUCAGAUUUUCGAGGUUGUCCAAACUUCCAGACUUGCCAGACAUACAGGUGGAAGAGGAUCAUGAGCAGGAAAUUGGUAAACUGUGGGGCAUCUUAUUGGGAGAUGUAAAAAGGAAGAAGGGUCGCAAGAAGAGCGCUGAAUCUCAGCACUACAGAGAUCCUGACUCCCCGCCAGAACAGGAGAACAAAGAAUCUGAAAUAUUUACCAGACGUCUGGCAGAGGGAUGUUGGGAUCUUCGGUGUAUACAGAGGAUUAUUUCCGAUGUUGAAGCUCUUCAGAGAGAAGAACCGAGUGAUUUACAUGUGAGCUCUCGGAAACCGAGCGAUUUACUUGUGAGCUCUCGGAAACCGAGGGAAUUACUUGUGAUCUCUCGGAUAUCGAGCGAUUUCUCUCGGAAGAACGGCAAUCAAUUGGAUGAUGUAGAUCAACGGUCAACAGCCUCUACAGACUCUUGGAUCACCUCAGAUAAUUGCAAGUUGCUGAGGAAACUUCACCACCUGCGGACACAUUUGCACUUCACAUUGAAAUCUUUCAUUGAUGAAAGAAAAAUGGCUCAGGAGAUGGACAAACUCGCUGUUCAUGCGGAUGUACACGCUGAACUAGAAUACGAGAGGAUCGAGAAGACUUUCGAAUUCUACGGAAAGUACAAAGACCUUUGUCUGAACCUCAUGCUUCCUGAGUGGCAUGAAAAGUUCCAUAUGGACCCAGAGGACCCGUUUCACUUCGAGAACCCUCAGGACUUGAUAGGCUGGAUGAAGUCCAUAGGAAUGUGCGAUCUUGUGGACGGCUGAGAUCUUCACAUCAGACUGUAAGUGAAAAGAAUCAAGACAGGGCAGGUAUUCCCGACAGGUACUCAGAUUUAUUUUACAUAUCAACCGACUUCGAAUUGUAAGAUAUAAGUGUUUUUUCUAGUUAGGGUGUUACUAGCCGUUAGUAGACUGUAUCAGAUGGUUAUGUGUUACUAAUGUGUUUUUUCUGGUUUCUAGUCAUUGCUGGGGUUUAUUAUUCUUUUAAUGAGGGUUGCUAUGGUAUUCUAGCUUAUUACUAGGUAGGAGUGGGCGGUACAUCUCAUUAUAUCUUUCUUAGAUUAAUUAAUUUAUUUGUUAAUUACAAUUCAAGAAAAUGGUCAUAGUUAAGGUUGUGAAAAUGCAUAGAAGAUUUCAGUUUAAGUUCUGGUAUAAUCAGUAAUUAUUACUUAAUAAUUAUUUAUUUUCACGCAUGAGUGUCUUCACAUAUCUGGACGUGUCAAACCGUAUGUCAAUAAUAGUGUUCACUGUUCACACCAAAAGGGAAUUAAAUUAUUUGCGCGAGUAGAUUACAUACAUAUUCAAUGCAAAGAUGAAAACCGAUGCAAAUUUGCGCUGGGCGAUGUGAAUGAUGCGAAUUGGGUGACCCGAUUGCCACAAAAUCUGCCUUAAUCGUGUCUUUCACACGAGUUGAAAGAUUUCUGGCUUGAAAUUAGUGCAAAGAGCUUAUUGACACUUACAGUAAAACCAAAAUUAUUCAGUUAUGAAAAAACAAGUUAUCAAAAUCUUGGAAAAAUAAGCAGGACACUCUGCUCUCAAACGCUUGGGUCGUGUCCGCUGUUGCCGCUGAAGCCACGCCCACUCGCGUCGUUCAACCUGAGUCUCCAGCCCAGUAGGCUAUGUGAAUACGUUUUAUGGGAGGAUUUGAAUUCAAACGCGCGCGAUAUUCAUCAAUAGAUAAUUCACGAGGCGGUUUCUCAGCGGUUUAGUCUAGUUGUUUGUAGUGAGUAUACUCUGAUUCGUGGUGAAGAGCCGGGUGGUGGAGGGAUGCCUGCUGUAGAGAGAAUGCGGGUAAGACAGUUGUGUCUAUUUGUAGUGCUUCUCACUGUAGCUGUUAAGGUAGAUGCUGAGAUUGCUGAUAGCGAACCAGCCGGGUGGAUUAUCUGAUCGUGCUCGUCCCGAAAUUUGUUCAUUCAACUUUAUUCAUGGAAGCACGUCGCGAUAUUUGGCGUGAGAUUUGUUUAGUUGGGCAGAGUGAGAGCGUGAGAGAGCCUGAAAGCGUUUGUGUACGAGCUUACAACUGAUGGAGAGGGUUGGAUGGCUUACCCCCCGUGUGGGCGUGGCCUAAAUGCGCUCUUGAAUCACUCUCGAGGUACUUUGAUGUCAUACGCCGAUAGAUUUGCGCAGCGCCGGAUUAAAGGGAUAGUUCAUCCUAAAAAAUACAAUUUGCUGUUUAUUUACUCACCCCCAGACCAUCUGAGAUGUAAGUG